Messenger RNA from Aspergillus puulaauensis, 981 nucleotides. RefSeq names its product alpha/beta hydrolase. Gene Ontology annotation, molecular function: hydrolase activity. The record is from RefSeq and is a predicted model, not a curated record. NCBI's taxonomy places the organism in Eukaryota, Fungi, Ascomycota, Eurotiomycetes, Eurotiales, Aspergillaceae. Bases 1 to 981 code for a protein of 326 amino acids. The transcript has a single exon.
AUGUCGCUCCCCCGCCCGCCCCUCGACCCCGACCUGCAGCCCGCCCAGGACCGCUUCUCCAAAGACAGCGGCCUCAUCCCGCAAGAGAAGCUCGAUGCCCGCCGAAAUGCCGCUCGCCUAAGCUGGGAGGCCAUCAGCAAAGGCAAAGAAGACUCCAUCAGCCACACCGAAGUCGACAUCCCGGGCCCCGCCGGCCCUCUCCGCGCCUCGAUCCUGCGCUCCAAGAACCCCGAACACGCCAACAAGCCCCCCGCAGAGACCAUCGGCAUCGUGCACUUCCACGGCGGCGGCUUCUGCACCUCCGAUCGCUUCCACGGGCUCAACACCCUUUUCCCCAUCAUCGAGACCCUCGGCGCCAUCGUCAUCGGCGCCGAAUACCGUCUCACCCCAGAACACCCACAGCCCGCACCCGUAGAAGACUCCUACGCCACCCUGCAAUGGGUCGCAUCGCAGUCCGCCGAACUCGGCUUCAACCCCAAGAAACUAAUUACCUGCGGCGGCUCCGCAGGCGGGAAUCUCACAGCCGGUGUAUCCCUACUCGCGCGCGACCGCAACGGCCCCUCCAUCCUCGGCCAACUCCUCUUCUACCCCUGGAUCUCAGACGAGACGUCCUCGCCGUCGCUGCAGCAAUUCGGCGACGUGCAGCCCUGGACGAAGGAGGAUACGGCGCACGCUCUGGACUUUGCGCUGGGACAGGACCGGGAGGGCGAGAGUAUUUAUACGAUUCCGGCGUCUGCGCCGGAUUUGUCGGGCCUCCCGCCUACGUAUCUGGAUGUGGGCGAGGCGGAUGUGUUUCGCGACCAGGACGUGGAUUUUGCGAAUCGGUUGUGGAGUGAUGGGGUUGCGACGGAGUUUCAUGUCUGGUUGGGGGCGUGGCAUGCUUUUGAUACUUUUGCGCCCGAGGUUGAGGUUAGCAGGAAGGCGUUCCAGGCGCGGCUUGAAUGGGUGAAGAGGUUGGUGGAGAGGUCAGAGAGGACUUGA